AUGAAGUAUAAUCCGCACGCUAGCGUCUCCAUAUCUCAGGAUGACGAUUCUACUUGCCUCCGCAUUGGUGCCGCCAUGUUCGAUAUCACCGGACCUGCUGCUGAAGCUGGUAUGUUCGGCUAUGCCAAGGUAGGUCAACUUACAUCAGGUAUUCACAUGCGGCUACGUGCUCGUGCUUUCGCGUUUUAUGACCCGAACACUCAACAACAUUGCGUUUUCGUAUGCGCUGAGCUGGGUAUGGUAUCCGAGUGGGUCACACAAAUGGUCGUGAUUCGUCUUGAGACACACCCAGAGCUUCCUAAUGGCGCCUACAAUCGCAAGAAUGUCAUGAUCUCUGCUACUCACACGCAUUGUUCACCUGGUGGGCUGUCGCACUACUUCAUUUACAGUGUUCACCCACCCCUACACGGUGCAGACCGACAGAACUUUGAGUGUGUCGUCUCUGGAAUUGUUGAAGCAAUUGUAAGAGCCCAUAGAAAUCUUCAGCCGGCUGUAAUUCGUGUCGCGACGGGUCUUUGCCUUGGUGCGUCAGUGAAUCGAUCUGCUGACGCCUACAUGGCCAAUCCAGAACACGAGCGAGCUCACUAUGAGUACGAUACAGACAAGACCAUGACGCUCUGGAGAUUUGAUGGGUUGGACGGAUAUCCUAUUGGUAUGAUUAACUGGUUUGCCGUACAUCCAACAAGCAUGGGCAAUUGGUAUACACUCAUUACGGGAGAUAAUAAAGGCUAUGCAGCGUAUGAGUUUGAGCGAGAACAAGGCACAAAACACUUGAUGGAUCGCCCACGAGCCUUUGUUGCAGCAUUUGCGCAGAGUAAUGAAGGAGAUGUGAGUCCCAAUAUAAGUGGACCGAGACAUCUGUGCGCUCAAAACUUGGACUUUGAACGCAUGGUUACUGUCGCUAACGCUCAGCUCAAAACUGCAAGAGAAUUGUAUGCGAAGGCGUUGACGAAUACGCCCAUCAGUGGAAACGUCAGAUUCGUGCAUCAGUACGUAGACUACUGUAACAUUUCACUGCUGAAGCGAUGGCAGUUGCACGCCGAGUGCCCAACUUCUACAUCGUCAGGAUGUAUUGGAGUAUCGAUGGUCAGCGGCACUGAAUUCGAUGGCCGAGGUGUGCCGGUAGUGCCUGAAGGAGUUCGAUGGGGCACGUAUCCAAAAGUUACUACGCUACCUGAACUCCAAUCAUUGCAAAAGGAGAAACCAAUUAUUUUUCCAACCGCGCGCUACGGAAUGUCCCCUCAAGUACUGCCACUUCAAUUAUUCUCUUUUGCUGAGUGCUUGCAUAUCGCAGCCGUUCCGUUUGAAUUAACAACAAUGGCUGGUAGACGUCUUCGAGCGUCACUACAAGCCUCGCUGAAAUUUUUUUUACCGGAAGACAAGUUUAUUCAUGAACCCGUGAUUUCUGGCCUAACGAAUGCGUACUGUGGUUACGUGACCACGAGGGAAGAAUACGCUGUGCAACGUUACGAAGGAGCGUCAACACAUUUUGGGCCAAAUCAAUUGGUAGCAACGUGCCAACAAUUUGAGAUCCUGACUGAGGCUCUGUAUAAUAAAACAAUGCCGACGCAUAAAUUGCUGCCUAAUGUUGUCGUUUCACCUCCAAUCAUCAAAGGAAUGGGGUUGCUAGAUUAUAACACCCCAGUCAUUCACGAUGGUGUAGCGUCCGGCGCUUCAUUUGGUAGCGUGGUGGCAGGUGGUGAUGCGUUAUCUGAGUAUAGACGGGGACAAAUGGUCCAAGUACGCUUUCACGCUGCUCACCCAAAAAAUAAUUUGCGAACGCAAGGCACAUUUUUGGAGGUACAACGAUGGAUGGCUGAUAGUAGUCGUAACGCAGGUGGGGUAUGGGUAAUCUACCUAGACGAUGGUGAUAUCAACACAACAUUCAGCUGGGAGCGCCAUGGAACGUUUCGCUCAGAAGUUGCAAUUGAGUGGCGUAUACCGGAAUGCACACCGGUAGGCAAAUAUCGUAUUAAAAUUAAUGGUGAUUAUAAGCACUUUGUAUGGAGAACUGUCACUUCCUAUACCGGGGUGUCGUCUGCAUUCCAAGUCGUUGGCCCUACAGCUACUACAUGCGCAUGA
Molecule: messenger RNA, 2082 nt
Organism: Plasmopara halstedii
Lineage: Eukaryota; Oomycota; Peronosporomycetes; Peronosporales; Peronosporaceae
Product: Ceramidases
Exons: 1
Coding region: 1-2082 (693 amino acids)
Biological process (GO): long-chain fatty acid biosynthetic process; sphingosine biosynthetic process; ceramide catabolic process
Cellular component (GO): extracellular region
Molecular function (GO): N-acylsphingosine amidohydrolase activity
Source: RefSeq, a predicted model, not a curated record